AUGUCACAGCAUGACCAGUGGCUCUUGCAAUCGCAACAGCACGCUGCGUCGGUGCUAUCACAGCCUUUGAGCCAGGCCAUGUCGAUCCAAGAUAGAAAAUCAAGCGACGCCGCAUCGAUACGUGCGGCGUCGAUCUACUCCGCCACCUCGGCGGACACGUCGCGCGGGUACCAGGCGUCCGCGGCCGCGCCGUCCGUGCACACACUCACAGCGUUGCCCGUGCGCCACAAUACGAAUGCAAAUGCAAAGACGGUGCAUGCAUACAGCGGCGCCAAUGGCAGGCUCAUUGUACAGUACGUGCACACCGCCGCUUACCAAAGACUCAAUACGCCGCCGCAGGCAUCACCUACGUACAUGGGCGGAUCACAAUUACGCGGGCGCGGAGCGCUCGUCGGCCGCCUCAUCCUGCGAUGCACUGACAAAGAGCGCGCCUCGGAAAUCCGGCUCAAGCUCAAGGCCGUGGUCACGAUACAGGCGCCCAAAGCGUCACAAGCAACCGAAGGGGACAUGCCGAAUUUUUCUGGCCUAUCCCCUUCCACCGCUUCGACUUCCUCGCGCGAGCAGGUGCUGCUGCAGAUGGAGCACCGUUUGCGCGCAAGCGACGCGAAAUUCCGCGUCGCGGAAAAAGGACCGUCACAGGCCAAUGCAGGAGGCAAGCUAAACAAGAAUGGAUACUACGAGUGGGAGUUUGCAUUUGACAUCCCGGAGAAAGGCCCUGGGAAAGGCACUUGUAAUAGCGGCUUCCCCAGCGUCGGCACCAAUUACCCAUCCAGCUACGUGCUCGAGAGCGAUGUGCGCAAAGGAACGCAUAAGGAAGAGUGGGCGAGCGUCAAGUGGUACAUCAAGGUCACCGUCGAGCGCCCCGGCCUCUUUCGCUCCAACAAUCGCCUGCUCGUACCGUUUAUCUACCUGCCCCCGCCGCCAGAGAGCAUCGCACCGACCCUGCUCCGCCGCCAGGCCCUCUCGCUUCAGAUUCGCAGCGUGAUCCAACGCGUGCAAGGCCCAGUAGUCCUGCCCAACGAUCUAGUCGAGCCCGCAAACAAGUGGACCACAGAGACGUUUAUGCUGACACAGGCUGCGCUCGGCAAGCCAAUCAAGCGCUCCUUUUUUGACAAGAUGCUCGGGAACAACAAGCCGAAGGAAGAGCGCUGGGCGAUCUCCUACCCGGGCAAACCCAUGGCGGUGUUUCCUUUGCGCGCCGUCAUCCCGUUUGUGCUGAGCCUCAUGCACAGCGGCGGGAUGCCAUUGGUCGUGCAUCCCCACGUAUACCUCGUGCAAAAAGUGCACUUGCGCGCGCGCUCGACCUCGGCACAUACGCACUACAUAUCGCACGCCAAGGUGCUUGCAUCGCCCGUGGGCAAGUCUGGCAUGCAAAAAUGGUUUGGAUGGGUGCAGUUUCCCAGCUGGUGCAGCCCCACGUUUGAUACACAAGCGCUCGGACUCGAGUACUUUUUGCAGAUCAAGCCACUCCAUGAACCUGCCGCAAGACCACUGCUUGCUAUCCCGGUAGGCCUGUACUGUGCACCGCCACGCCUCACCCCGGCAGUGCCGUCUGUGAAGCGCCAGCAGGCGACGAACGGGAGCCGUACUCUGCUCAGCGAUACAGCGAGCACUGCCAGUGCAGACGCUGGGAUACCCUCGUCCCCGACGCAGGCAAUGCGCUCCAUUUCCCUACACGGCUCCCCGUCUGCGUCGCGCCGCACUUCGCUUGGCUCGGCAAUGCGCGUGCCUUCCACGAGUACCUUGUCGUUGCGGCAAACAGCAGCAGCGCUUGACGAGCCGUAUGGAGCUGGCGUCGCUGGCAUUGGGCGCGCGCAUCUCCUGGCGACAGAAGCCAUGCCCGAUCCAUGCCUGCGCCAUGCCUCGUCCUCCCAGGCACUCGGCGCGCAGGUAGCGAGCGCAGCCUCUCUUGAUGCAUGGCCAGGCCGCGCGGCGGAUGCUAGCUCGCAGAGCGAUGCUACGAGCAUGCUCCGCGUCGCGCCGCCGACAUUGCCAACGAUUCCAGAUAAUGCGGCAUUGCCGACAUUGCCAACGAUCCCAGAUAAUACAUUGCCACCGGUACCGCCGCGAUCGCCGCGGAACUCGCGGCCCGCAUCGCUGCUGAGUGCGGGCGCAGCAACGCCGUCGGCCCCAAAUACAGCUCGCGCCGACGCAGAGAGUGCCUCGCUGCGUGAUGCAGGGCCGAUGUCGCAAGAGGAGGAGCAGGCGUGGACUAUGGAUAUACUUUCGAAUGCGCUGAACGACGACGAUGGCGCAGACUUUGAGCUCCCGCCAUCCUACUUUGAGGCCACAGGGAUCGAGGACCACGAGGAGUAG
Molecule: messenger RNA, 2316 nt
Organism: Malassezia vespertilionis
Lineage: Eukaryota; Fungi; Basidiomycota; Malasseziomycetes; Malasseziales; Malasseziaceae
Exons: 1
Coding region: 1-2316 (771 amino acids)
Source: RefSeq, a predicted model, not a curated record